Pseudoliparis swirei is the source of this 1841-nucleotide messenger RNA. Its product is annotated as GTP-binding protein Rhes-like. Lineage: Eukaryota; Metazoa; Chordata; Actinopteri; Perciformes; Liparidae. The record is from RefSeq and is a predicted model, not a curated record. The transcript has a single exon. Gene Ontology annotation, molecular function: GTPase activity; GTP binding. Bases 237 to 848 code for a protein of 203 amino acids.
UCUUACUCUUCUUGAUUUGCAUGAGUGUCUGUGAUUGGCUGCUGCAAGGAGAUACUGCCCUCUCUCGAUUGGCUGAGAGCAGAAGGGGGGCAGGUGAUGUGUGAGCAUGAAUAUAAAGUGCAGCCUUGACAGGCACACUGGCAUCUGCUCUCAUCCAAACGGUUCUCAGACGAGGAUCCGCAGGAAGGUCGGCGAGAGCGUUUAAAAGAGGCGUUUAGUGAGAAAAAGAGCUCAUCAUGUCUUUCGAGGUGAAGGAGAAGACAGAGGUGCGCCUCGCGUUCUUGGGAGCGGCUGGAGUUGGAAAGACGGCCCUCAUCCAACGCUUCCUCAAUGACACCUUUGACCCCAAGCACCGGCGCACCGUGGAGGAGCUCCACAGGAAGGAGUACGAGGUGGCGGGCGUCAAAGUCGCCAUCAACAUCAUGGACACCAGCGGCAGCUACUCCUUCCCCGCCAUGCGCAAGCUCUCCAUCCAGAGCAGCGACGCCUUUGCCCUGGUCUACGCCGUGGAUGACCCCCAAUCCCUGGACGCGGUGAAGAGGCUGCGGGACGAGAUCCUGGAGAUCAAAGAGGACAAGUUCACGCCCAUCGUGGUGAUCGGCAACAAAAGCGACUGCCGCAAAGAGCGCCAGGUGUCCAGCGAGGACGUGCUGUCCACGGUGGAGCUGGACUGGAACCACAGCUUCCUGGAGUCUUCCGCCAAGGACAACAUCAACGUGCUGGAGGCGUUCAGAGAGCUGCUCCAGAGGGCCAACCUGCCCAGCCGGUUCAGCCCGGCGCUGUGCCGGAGACGGGAAACCUUCCCCAAGGAGAGCCGCAAGCGGACCAAAAGCUGCCUCAUCACGUAGCGGCGUGGAGAAACACGCACAAAAGAGACUUUGAGGGGGCUUUUUGUCCAAGAGACAAGUGCUGAGUCAUGAAACGGAGCGCGAUGCCCGGAGAGCUCGGCAUGCGAACCCACUAAACCACUGGAGGCAUCAAGGUGCGCCAGUACCCACGAACACAGAGACCACCUGAGGAGCGCUCGGCCCGUCUGAAGACUUUAGUGAACCCGUGUGCAGAGACGUGUGCGUGCUGCGAAUGUGUCGACAUGGUGGCGUGACGAAUCGGGAAGCAGCGUUGUGUCGUCAGCUCAGUUUGACACUCGAGUGUGCGUCAGGUUUCAUUUUCAAGUGUUUGUUAUUGUUGUUAGAAAUGUGCAAUAACUGUGAUGUGGUAUUUAUUCUGAACGCAUUAUGUUGUGAAUUAUUGUGAAGCAGAAAUUAAUUUAAAUACACACUUACUGGUGUUUUCUAUCUCUUGGUGUCUGAUCAAUACAUUUUAAUGUAAUGGGAGAUGUUAUACCAUAUUUUCUUUUCACAAUAAAAGCACAAAAACCAAGAUUAAAAAAAGAAAACACACAUACAUAUUUAUACACACACAAAAACCGUUGACAAUACCUCGUCACAUUGAUGCUUAGCUUCUUAAUACAAUUUAUUCUUGUUUAAAAAAAAAAGGAAGUAUGUGUUUGGGGGGCAUAUCAACAUUGAGAAAUUAUUAGUAAUGACGUUUUAUAUUAGGUUAUUAAUUCUGUCCUGGCAUAUUACUUGUUCAUUCAACAGCGUAUUUGAUGACUGUAAUUUCACUAAGUGUUUACGAAAACUUAUCCUGAGAACAGAACUGGUGUGACCAGAAAUGUAAGAUUUAAAAAGUAAGAAAAGCAGAAAGUGCUGCUUCCCCUGACCGUCUGUCUGUAUUUUAAGCGAUGGGUGUUGAUUGUAAUGUACCACAUAAAUCCCUUUAAAGCUGUAUUGAUCAUAAAUGGCUUAUCCUGGUGAAAUAAAGUGAAAUGAUGGAUGUAU